This is a messenger RNA of Caenorhabditis sp. 36 PRJEB53466, 620 nucleotides long. The record is from the annotation of a GenBank genome assembly. NCBI's taxonomy places the organism in Eukaryota, Metazoa, Nematoda, Chromadorea, Rhabditida, Rhabditidae.
AUGUUCGUUUGCACUUCAAAGGCAGAUUCUUCGAGGUCAGUUAGAGGGGACAACCGACCACGUUUAGUUUUUUCAGAGAGCCGAAAAAGGCAAAGAGUCUAAGUAUUCCGCUGGACACUUCGGUGGCUGCUCAGGAAAUGGCUCAACCGAGUCCACCUGCCCCUGUUCCGACGAAUGAAAAGAGUCAGAGGAGGGAUGUGUACGGAACAGGAACCGAAAACGACAAUAUUCCUUUAUUUCUCUGUUUCUAGACUUGACUCCAUAAAGAUACGAAAGAAGAACGUUAGGAAGCCAAGACAACUGAAAGAAAAGAAGGAGGAGACCGAUUCGCAGCACACGGAAGUCAUCAAUGUUCCGUUGGGCAAGGCUUCCGAGUGAGUACUGUAGCUACCGUACUCCAUAUCAUCAUCCUUCAAGAUCUGCAACGGGCGUUUCGAAACUCACUUCUCCGGCUGAUCAGAAAGUGACGGAGAAGCCGGGCGGGAAGAAGAUUCAAUUCGCGGAAAAGCUCGUCCGAUCGACGCUCACUUCAGACGCCGGACGCCAGACCCUGAAGUCGCCGGUUGGGAAUGUUGAUGAUCUAUAUAAAACUAGUAGAACAUUUGCAGGAUACGAAGUGA